Messenger RNA from Gadus chalcogrammus (walleye pollock), 10134 nucleotides. RefSeq names its product TSC22 domain family protein 2-like. The transcript has 2 exons. Bases 767 to 2629 code for a protein of 620 amino acids. NCBI's taxonomy places the organism in Eukaryota, Metazoa, Chordata, Actinopteri, Gadiformes, Gadidae. The record is from RefSeq and is a predicted model, not a curated record. Gene Ontology annotation, biological process: regulation of transcription by RNA polymerase II.
GCAGUACCCAGCAUGCAGCGCGGCGCACACAGAGCCAUCUUGUCAAAGUGAGGAAGGGAAGCGCUGCAAGGAUUCCAGUUGCCCAAAAGUAUAACAUUUAAGACAUUUUGAACACUCACAAGGGACUUGCCUUCUAGGCUGGUGUGACUACUAAACGAACACAAGGAUGCUAACCAAGUUGGUGAAGAAGACUUGUUUGUAGAAGAUGUCUUCCAUACUUGUUCCGACGUAGGGGGAGUGUUACAGCCCCUCAGUCCGCUAGUAGCUCGGGGAGCGGAGGGCUGCGGCCCGCCUCACUCCGCUGCGGUCCCUCAUUCCGCCCCAGCCUCCAGUAGCUUCGCUGCGGCUCCUCAGUCCGCUGCGGCCCGCCUCAGCCUCCAGUCGCUCGGUGACGGAGGGCUGCGCCCCCUCAGCCAGCCUCAGCCUCCAGUAGCUCCAGUUGCAGGGCGGCGCGGUGACAACUCCGGGACCGGGUCUGUGGAGUGAACUCAACUUUUGUCGCAAACCCUUGUAAGGUAUUACUGUUAACAGCUAAAGCUCCAGGAUGCUGUAGUGUACACGAUCUAGCAGUCUAUUUUACGCGCUCAUAAAAUGCAACAGGAGACUUGGAAAAAUGAGGAGGAUGGCGCAGAUUCGUAUUGAUUGCAGUUUACUUGUUAAUUCUGUAUAAAUGCGAACGUGAGACCCGAUCUAAUCGACUCGGUUCUAGGCUGAUAAGGCGCAUUUUGACGGAUAACCAUAAGGGAGUUGUUAACAGUCCGCCAACAUGUCGAAAAUGCCGGCCAAGAAAAAGAGUUGUUUCCAGAUCACCAGCGUGACGCAGGCCCAAGUGGCGGCCAGCAGCGCCACCGACGACACGGAGAGCCUGGACGACCCGGACGAGGCGCGGACCGAGGAGGGCUCAUCGGAAAUAUUCGACGUGUCACGAGCGGAUUAUGAGCCAGUGUGUGACAGAAGUUCAUCAGAGGAAGCAAUCAAUAACGUCGGAGAGACUGACGCACCUGGCGUCAUGGUACCGCAACAUAUACCUCAAGUUAAUCAGUUGUCUGCAUUACCAAACAACCCUAACGGAGGCUCUCGAAACAUAGGAUAUGCAUGCUCUGCUUCGAGUAGUCAGCAAGGGCAUGAUCCGGGGGCUGCGUUGAUGUCUGCCCUUGUCACUCAGCCAGGCCCCGUGCAGCAGCAACGCCUUCCCCCUGGGGUGAGUGUUGGUGGUGGGCCUCCAAGCCUGUCAGUCAACGUCUCCCAUGCAGCACCGGUGACUUAUUCCACUCCUUCCUCUACCACAGCUACAGUGAGCUGCAGUUCACGCUUCAGGGUCAUUAAACUGGACCAUGGUACUGGAGAGCCCUUCCGAAGAGGGAGAUGGACAUGUACAGAGUUCUACGAAAAGGAUUCAGAGGGCUCCGUGAUGGGUCGGUCUGUCGAUAACAUACGACACGCAAACGCUGCGCCCGACCCCAGUCUCGACAGGGACAGCGGGCUCGGCCACAUUGGUGGCUCUGCCGUUAUCCCGGCAACAAACUUUGGUCAGGGGUUGGGCUCCUUGGCGGACAUGAUGUUAUUGCUCCCGGCAUCUCGCAUGCAGACGUUGGACGCUCUGCAGCAGCAGAUGCACCAGGCUGCCUACGCCACCGGGCAACCCGGGGGGACGGCCUCCCAGAACGCCUUCUCCAGCAGUAUCAAGUCCAUAGCUGUUUCCACCCCUCAGCAGCCUGCCGUCGGCCUUCUCCAACCGUCUGUCGGACACAGCAGCCUGUCUCAAGGUGGUGUCAACAUGCAGAAGACUGCACUCAGUCAACCGGCCGGGCAGGCCUCGGCUGCAACCUCCAGCCAGACAGAAUACUACCAUCAACAACAACAACUACAUGCGUCUCCCAUGCAGGAAGCUCCCCCCACCUCUCUGACACUGGCCCAGUCUGGGAGACAAGGCCCCUCUCCCAUCAUAACCCAAAUGCUGGGACGGACCGCUGCUUCUGGGCAAAGUGGGGAGAUGGCUGGUCCAGGGGGAGGAGGAGCUUUACCUGUCCUGUCCGCGCCAAGCCUUCUGCCGCCGCCCCCCGGGGGUGGGUUGGGCGGUGUGGGGGGCUCCCUGCUGCUGGGGGGGUCCGCCCUUCAGCAGGCUGGCGGUCAGUACACCAGCCCCGGUCAGCUUCAGCCACACAACCUCGAGCACGCACCAUCUGGUGGCCAAAAUGUGCCUGCCGCCAGUUCCAGUGUGCCCACCACAGUGCCCACGGGCGCACCCAGUGCCUCUAGUGCAGCCAUGCCAAACCUGAUGACCUCCAGUCUGCUGAUGGCCAAGCAGGCCCAGUUCUCCCGCGGUCAACUGGGAGCUUUCGGGGUCUUCGGGGCCCUGGUCCCUGGGAAGGACCUGAUGAAGCCUCUGAUUCCAGAGAGCCUGCAUCUCUCCAGCCCCACGGUCCGCAGUCUGUUUGGGAUUCCCUUACCCAUGGACGGGGAAGAGGACAGUUACUUUCUCAAGACGAUGGCCUUGGCUCCAAACAGGAAAUCUCUGGUGCUCUGCUGGAGGGUAGCUGAGCACCGGGCUGACUCAGCACUAGUCUUAGGCCCAAACGUCUUCGCCAACGUGUGCAUGAACUUUUUAAUUGGUUGCCAUAUUUCCUGAAACCUAAGGAGACAUUCUUAUCAUUUCCACCUUCCUCUCUGGUGCUUCUUGUCAUUUUAGAGGGCGAUUGUGGAGCUAUAUUAGCCAGCUUUUACCGUUUAUUGCGUUUUCACAUUUAUCAACUAAAUGUCUCAUGUACAGUAGUGGAUCUGCAUUGGAUUUUCAGAUGGCAACGCUUCCUUGUCGUGGUGGCAGGAUCUUGCUUAGCUUUUCAUGUUUUCUAGGUUUUUAAAGACUUCUGUCUAUUGCUGAUCUUUGAAACAGGAUUGUCUUCCAAUCCCUUUGAUUUUAUGUCGUCCUGUGAUGGGCUUGGCUUAAGGGGAAGGUGGAAACGUAAAGUACUUUACAAUUCCUGAUCGUUUCCAUGUUCAUGCUAUAAUAUACCUGCCAUAGCCAUUAACCUGGCUUUUCCCCAGAAAAUAUCCUCUCCUUUCACUUAACCAGGUGCUUCCAUUUUUUUUGGUCACUUUGUUUAAUCUCAUGUUUUUAAUUUUUCACGGGGAAGCUCAGCAAUCCUAAAAAAAGAAUUUCCAUUGUGGUUGUAUUAUCAAAGUCCUAUCGUUCUGAGCAUGUGACAAGACUGGUUUUAUCCGUGUUGGUUCUUUAGUGGAAAUGUGUGGUCUGUCUACAAAGGGGCCUGUGGCUGCUUACUGUAUUCUGGAGCUUAACGACAUCAAACGUUGUCCUAAAAUAAAGGACCAUGGUUUCAGUGAUGCAGGAUGACCAUCGGAUGUCAGCCUUACACCAGAAGUCAUAAAAAAUAUAUUUUCAUGUCAAAGGGAAUAUAUCAUACGUUGCCAUAUCAAUUUCAUAUAGCACAAGGAAAACCCACUUCCUUCUUUUCCCAAAUAGCUGCGUUGGAUAUUAUAUCCCAUGGGUCAAUCCCUAUUGAAUGACCUUGGAUAUGCGUUGACUAUUUGUCAGGUUAGUCACUGCAUGCUUACUACUCAGAAAAAGGGGUGUAAACGUGUACUCGUUUUCUAAUUUCUAAUCCCCUUAUUUAUACCUUUUUUUUUAUAUGAUGUUAUGUAUUUUUGGAUGUUUCUGGAAGGAUAAAUAGUUAAAAGUUCCCAAAUAACACCUUUGCCGUGCAUAUUGUUGUAGAGCCUUGUAUAGGUAUUUGGUUGGCCAGUGUUUAGCGGCUGGCCCAUUGGUGGACCGUCCGGCGGCAGACAAGUCAUAAUGACCCCAGGAACUGUAUUAUUCUUCUGCAAUAUCCGGUUAUGUGGUUUGACAGUCUUUUAGGUCAAAAAUAAAAUAUCGGAACAGAUAUUGGCUAUUGUAUCCCUUAAGCUGUAUAGUACAAACGGAGGGGAGAGUGGAUGCGUACAUUGCUAGAAACGAUCAGACUUCUUUUGCUUCUUUUUGCAUGGGGUGCAAAACAAAAGUUGUGGGCUUUUCUUGUAUCCCUACUCCUUCUAGAAUCACUUUUUGCCUUUUUAUAAAUGUUAUUGAACUGGUUGCAGUUCUUUAAUUUGUAGCUGCUGAAAUAGAGGCUUUUAAUACCGUUCUUCAGAGAGUAGACAUUUGAAAAACUAGCUUUUACCGUAGCUCUUUAAAAAUCAUGACGACAAGGAUGGAGUAGAAGCUGUUUUAUGCAGCCUUUGGGUUUUCUUCUGUUUUUUUUUUUCAUAUUUUAGGUGAAAGCUACCUACUUGCCUGGCAUACUUACUGUAAGAGUGUACAAUUUUAGCUCCACGUUACGUUACGUGUAGAGGAUGGUUCUGAAAACAUCAUGGAUGCAAAACAUUUUUGAAAAUGCAACAGAAUAUUUUUUUUAUAUCAAAUGAUGGCUAUUAAAUGAUUUAUAUAUAUAUUAUAACUAUUUUUGCAGUCAGGAUUGUGUUAUUUGUCACUUGUUUACUGCUAGUGCUGAUUAGAGAGGGCUCUGUUACGACAGCAGGGUCCUAUCAGAGAGCCAGCAGUGGUAUUUCCACGGUUGCUCCUUGCUGCAGAUAAGAGACCUGUCACUGGGGCGUGUCGCUUCAGCAUGUUCUCUCUCUCUCGUUCUCUCUCUCUCUCGCUCUCUCUCUCACACACGUAAGUGGGGAUUGAGCAUAUUGCUCACUGACACUCUACUUCACUCCUACUUCAUUGGCCUCCGCGUGGAGUUCAAUCUCCGCUGGUAAAAAGGUUUUCUUUUCGAGUCAUGUCAGAGAGCAAUACCUUCAGAGUCUAGAUCACGCAGUAACUCACUUGUAUUUUGGUUUAUCCCCAGCUUUUGCCAAAAACAACUUCUCUCAAAAAUAAGUAAUUGUAUUCAACCAACGCCCUGGUGUGGCAGGUGGUAGGCCUUCCUGGUGUGGCAGGUGGUAGGCUUUCCUGGUGUGGCAGCCGGUUGGCCUACCUGGUGUGAUAGGCGGUAGGCCUUCCUGGUGUGCCAGGCGGUAGGCCUUCCUGGUGUGCCAGGCGGUAGGCCUUCCUGGUGUGCCAGGUGGUAGGCCUUCCAGGUGUGCCAUGUGGUAGGCCUUCCAGGUGUGCCGGGUGGUAGGCCUUUCAGGUGUGCUGGGUGGUAGACCUUCCAGGUGGGCCAAGCGGUAGGCCUUCCUGGUGUGUUAGGCGGUAGACAUUCCUGGUGUUCCAGGUGGUAGGCCUUCCUGGUGGCAUAGGUGGUAGGCCUUCCUGGUGUGGCAGGUGGUAGGCCUACCUGAUGUUCCUCCUGUGUGAGGGCCUCAGUGGGUCUUCAGGUUUGUUUUCUUAGCUGGGGCCUGAAUGCCGGGCCAGGCAAGGCGUUACAGAUGUGUUCAGACUCAGAGGAAGUGUUGAUAGGCACCCUUGUUCUGCGAUGAGUGAACUUUAGGUUCAGUUAUUAUUUUUUUGGCAGUGCUUAGAAAGCUUUCAGUUAGUCUCACUCAUCCUUGUUCCCCAGCAAUAAAGGCUGGUUCCAGGUGUAUUUAGGUGCUACUUUGUGCAUGGGGGUUUCAGAAGUCAAGUUCUUAUUGAUCAACGUCCCAUCAGUAAUUCAUUCCAUCACCUGGGGAGGUAAUAAGUUGUUGACUUUGUGAUGCAUACACCUUGAAUGUAGAAAGGGCCGUGGUUUGUAUGGUUAUGUGGCAUUUUCUCGAUACCAUACUGUUGGGAUGACACCAUAUCUAUAUCUGUAUCCCACUGAGGCAGCAUUUGUAUGAAUGUAUUUUCCUCCAAUGAAGGCCUUGCAGAGUAGUUGAAUUGUUGAUGUUCCAUCUGCCUCUGUCGCAAGUGUUCAAGCUUGCUUCAUGCAACGUGUAUUUGAUCAAUAACCUCCCUGGCUAGUCUUCAUCCCCCAUCCCUCACUGGCCGGUUCAGAGAGGAGGGGCUUGUGCUCCGAGAGCCGCUCUUUCGCUGUGUGUCCUUGCAGGGAUUAUCUCCUCCGUCAUCACCACACCCUCUGAUCUGGCUCCGUGUUCUGCAACCGGUUAGGGUUGUUUAAACUCUCCUCCCUGCUGUUGCGCUAUCUUUGUGCUUUCGAAGUUUAGUAAGCUGUGAUUUAAUUUUAUUUUAAAUGCCAAUAAUAAAGGAGUAGAAAUUAGGGAUGUGAAUAGCUCACAUUUUUCAUGGUCGAAUAAUUAGUGGGUGGUAUGAACGAAUAAUAGAUUAUUCGAUAUGUGCCGACAUUCACAAAGGCAGCCAUGGAUCAUCUGCAAGAAAUCACUUAAUAUCUUAAACGCAAAAAAACAACUACCGUAUUUUCCGGACUAUACGUCGCUCCCGAGUAUAAGUCGCAUCAGUCAAAAAAUGCUCCAUGACGAGGAAAAAAACAUAUAUACGUCGCAUCGGUGUAUAAGUCGCAUUUAUUUUUAAACAUUUAAACAAGAACGUUUAGUCUGGAGAGACUGAAUAAAAUUGCAAUAGCAAUAUAGGUGUGUCGUUCCCUCGUAGUUCUGAGAGUAUACCGAAUUCAGUGACACCGGGAUUCCACCGGACGCGUAUGCGCCGCGGUCCUAAACCUGAGCGUAGAUGCCUUCACAAGUCCAGCGGAGGGCUCCAGUUUUCGCCGGCCAAGUCAUGCGCUGUGAUAUGUGUGACAGCUAUGUUGCACAAAAUUGCAGCUAAGGCUGGGGUAGCUUUGGUUGAACCGGAGGACAUUGAGGACGAUGACGACGAGAAUAUAAUUUAUUCGGUGGUGCAGUAGGCUUGCAGCGUUCAGUUGUAGGCCUAAUGAAUGACGGUGCCAUCUUGCGGCCGAGGAUUAUGUGCGCACAAUUUUGGCAUAUAAGUCGCUUCGAAAUAUAAGUCGCAGGGCAAGCCAAACUACAAAAAAACCGCGACUUAUAGUCCGGAAAAUACGGUACCUGCUAAGUAGUUCAAGUCAAAUUGUCUGUUGUGAAAAAUGCAUUAUUCUGUAAUCAGAAAAUGCGGUUAUAUGCAAUAGACCCUAAAGUAUCUGUGGUAUAAAGGCUGGGACUAAUUUAAAAUUAUAAAUAUGUACACUUUAUGUUGAAAAUAUAGACCGUCGCGAAUCCCAUUGAAACGAAUGGCGCAGUGAUUCGGUCUUCAAAACGAGAGCUGGUAAAUUGUGAAAAAUGCAUUAAACUGCAAUAGACAACGCAUUAUAUGCUAUAGACCCUAGAGUAUCUGUUGUAUAAAGGCUGGGACGAAUUUCGAAUUGUAAAUAUGUACAAUGCAUAAUGUUAGCUCUCUGGCUCAUAGCUGAGCGGACUAGAAUACCUCCUGUGGUCAAGUCGUAGCUAAGGUCUAUCCCAGCCUUUAUACCACAGUUACUCUAGGGUCUAUAGCAUAUAACCGCGUUGUCUGAUUACAGUUUAAUUCAUUUUCCCAAAAUUUACCAGAGCUCGAUUUGAAGAAUAAUCACUGCGCCAUUCGUUUCAAUGGGAAUCGCGACGGUCUGUACUUCCAACAUAAAGUGUACAUAUUUUAGUUUGAAGUUUGUCCAAGCCUUUAUACCAUAUAGCAUAUAGCAUAUAACCGUGUUUUCUGAUUACAGUUUAAUGUAACAGUAAACUGACAACAUCGCUAAUUUACACCGCAACUGCAAAUUAACCACACAGAGAUAACCAUGGCAACCGGUCAAACAAAUUGUCUUUUUGUGAUCAUUCUGCGUGCACAUGCGCCGUGUUGAUAAACAAAUAAUCCCCCUACUGUAUUAGUCAAACCCUCAGGCGUUACCAGGGUAUGGUUUGGGAAAAACGUUAUAUUUGAAUGGGAAAAAAUGUUAUCAGUCCAAAUGUUACAAAUCGAUUUUGACCCUCGAGAACGAAUGAUGGAAUAUUCCGUCCCAUCUAGGGGUGGGAAUUGAUACGUUUUUAUCAAUAUCAAUGCCAUUGUCGAUUCUGCCUAUCGAUCCAAUUCCUUAUCAAUUCUCUUACCGAUUCCUGAGUAGUUCAUUGAGUGGCAGAAAAAGAGUUCUACAGUCUUCUGCACCAAAAGAAACCAUUUUAUUUUCUACAUACUAACACAAGAACAAGAAAAUAUAGUCUAAAUAAGUUAGACUGACAAUAAAAAAAGAAUAGGAAGACACUUACAAUUGAACAUGCUAAAUUAUGAUUUAACACUAAACUUUUAUAUACAUAUUUUAGAUGUAAUGACUAACCUUACUUAGCUUAAACCAAACGUCAUUAAAUUAAAGUUUAACACUUUUCUAGGAAGGGUUAUAAAAAGUAAACAAAAUAGUAAACAUACGUACAUCCCUUUUAAUUAAAUAGGCAUGAAAUGUAUGCCUUCAUAACAUCUUUUAGAUUUUUUUUUUUUACUGAGCGUCAACAAUUCUUAUGCAAGAAUAUAAGCAUAUCUGCCUUUUCUGGGAGUGAAAGGGGUAACUUGAGCUGAUGUCGAGGGGCCAGCUGCCUGAGAGCGAUCAUCUAAAAUGCAUGAAAUUUGUAUAGGUCGGCAUUAUUAAUAAAAAACUACGACAGUGGGCUGCUAAUGCAGAAUAUGUAAUGUGAACGUUACCGUUGUCAACGGAGGACACAGUGGAGCUUGUUUGACUCGUAUGAAGGCUUUUGAACACAUGGCAUUCUUGGGACUUGAUUCCAUGCUUGAUAGACAAAUGCUUUAGCAUGUUGCUGGUGUUUGCACCCUUACACGAAAUGAUAGCUUUGCACUGAUUACAUACGGCAGAAUUUUCAUUGCGUUUGGUGAAAUGGAGCCAGACUUGCGAUCGCUUCCUACUCUCCACGAUGCUGCCUUGUUGUUUGAAGGUUGUCGGCGCGCGCAGGGUCGUCGCAAAUUUUUUGCGUAAACCGGAAAACGUGGUGCGUAAUCGUUAAGAAGAACCGAUAACGUUGGAGGCGUACGAUUCCGAUGGAAUUGGUUAGUUGGAACCGGUUCUGAGUAGGAAACGGUUCUCGAUUCCCACCCCUAGUCCCAUCCCUAGUAGAAAUGCAGAUCUUCCAACUUGGUUUGCAUGUGGCUGCUGCCACCCUUUCCCGGUCCUACCAGGAGAGAGCUAGUAUAGCUAGAAGCCUUUUGGAGGAGCCUCUGUGCUGCCAUUUGUUGGAUGCACUCGGUUCCCUCGGCCGGCACCAUUUUUUUCCCCAUGGUUCAUCGAUUUGGCCCCCUGACCCGACCAUUUCCCCCCCAUUCAGUGUAAAUAUGCCUGUUGUGGGUCUCCACGCCUCCUACAUUCCAAGGUGCUGAAGGAAAACCCCUUGGGGGAAACUAAAGUCAAAAUAUCAGAGAGACACACACACACACACACACACACACACACACACACACACACACACACACACACACACACACACACACACACACACACACACACACACACACACACACACACACACACACACACACACACACACACACACACACACACCAGUUUACCCAUCCACCCUCUUCUCUUUAAAUCCUUCUGAUGCUGUUCCCCAACCCCCAAGGAAAAUGAGGUACCCAUGACUGAUAACAGGCAUACUCAGCUAGCAGGCUCAUUAAGGGGCACCCGACCCUGACAUCAAAUUGGCAUCUUGCCAACCAUCACAGGUCUCACGGCCCCCUUUCAGUAAGAAGGCAUGAAAGGGUGUUUCUGUCAUGGUCUAGAGCCAGUCUGUUGGGUUAAGUCCUGGUCCAGAACCAGUCUGCUGGGUUGGGUCCAGUCAUGGUCCAGAACUAGUCCGUUGACCAUUGCUUGGUAGGUUGGUCAAGUUCCGGUCGGUUGAUCCAUCGGUUUGUCGUCUUGCAACCAUCAUAUUAUGCACGGAACAAAACCUAAAUUCAAAUCUCCCAGUGUGUGUGGUCUAUCUCCUACGCGGCGUGGCAUUCCGGGGCCCUGGGUUGUGGCUUGAGUUGUGCAAGUGACUCGACGGUUGUGCUAUUUGUUUUAAGUAAAAAUAUGCUUUUGAACAACAACCAUGUGCAUAGAGAAAACUCUUUUUCACAUUUGGUGGCAGUGGUGGGAUGAUUCCUCUAGCCGAGUGGAGGGGACCCACAUUUCGGCAUUGUUCAUGGAGCAUCAUGGUGGACCCAGGGCUCCAGACUAACCUUUUCCUUGGGUGCACUGGUGCGCCUAAAUUUUUAAUUUGGGUGCACCAGCACGUAUUUAUGGUGCACCCAAGUUUUGAGUUGUA